GGCUGUCUUGUGCUGAUUUCUCUAUUCCAGGUACAACUUGAUCCCUCCUCUGGGUUAUAAAGUUGCAGGCAUCUCAGGAUCCUGUGGCGAAUGGGUCGAUGGCUUCUCUCUAAUCAUUAUGCACUGAUUUCCCCUCGAGGAGAUGACCGCCCCAUAAACACCUCACGUCCGUAUAGAGAAACGAUCCCAGGAUUCGUGCCUUGCGGGCACCCUCCUUCAUCCCAAGGUUUCAACCCUACUCUAAAUCCCAGCUCCACCACGGUACUUUGGGACACUACAUCCGGUUCCAUCGGUCAACUUGAGUCUGUUGGGCUCCCCGCAAACUCUAGAUUGCCCUUUCUUUUUUCCUUUUCUUCUUUCUCCCUCUCUCUCUCUCUCUCUCUCUCUCUUUUUUUUUUUUUUUUUUUUUUUUUUUUUUCUUUGCCACAAUUUAAUCUUGCUCGGAUACACCCACAUUUCAGAGCUAUAAGAGACUAUAGCUGAGCUGCAGGGCCUGCAAUGCGUGACAUACCAUCGCUAUACAUGAUGCGCUCAUUUAUUUUAUCUCAUGUUCAGGAGGGUCAAUGUUUAUAUCCUUUUCAUUCUUGUUCACAUGGGCGGCGCUCUGGGUUUGCUUUGUCUUUUGUGAUGCUUAUGUUUGGGAGUUUGAUUACAUGGCGCAUGCAGCAUUCACAGUAAUGUAUGCCAUGGGACAAG
This is a messenger RNA of Aspergillus ochraceoroseus IBT 24754, 696 nucleotides long. RefSeq lists its product as uncharacterized. Lineage: Eukaryota; Fungi; Ascomycota; Eurotiomycetes; Eurotiales; Aspergillaceae. Bases 91 to 483 code for a protein of 130 amino acids. The transcript has a single exon. The record is from RefSeq and is a predicted model, not a curated record.